CCACCACCUUCAAAUCCAAACCUUCCUUCGAAACGAUUCUCUCUCUCUCUCUCUCUCUCUCUCCCGUGUUUCACCACUGAGAGAUUUAAUAGAGGAAAGAGAAACGGCUCGUUCAAAAAUGGGGAUCACGGAUUAAUUGCAGAGCUUAAAUUCUCCGGCAUAUAUAUAUAUAUAUUCUUUACCUCUGGUUUCUACCGUUUUCUUCCACCAAACUCGUUUCCCUUUUUUUUUUGGACAUAAAUUUCAUAAACCUUGUUUGCUUCCUUCUCACUGUUCCUGUGGUCUCUCUUUCUUCUUCUUUGCUUUUAAAACCAUUCUUCUCCAUCUCCCACUUCGAUUUCUCGGCUUAGAACUUAGGAUUCGAGAUCAACCCAUCAGUUUUUAUUACUGGGUUUGUCUCCUUCACCUUCCUCGUGAUCACCGAGGAAGCUGGUUUCUCUAUUUUUAUCUUCCUCUCUGUUUUAUGGAAUGGAGAUGUUGAUCCUCCUCCUGAGGAUCUGUCUCCUUUCCUCGGUUUUAGUUCUUGGCACUUCCUCAGGAUCGGGUUCAUUCCCUCCGGUUCCAUCACCAACGUCUCCAUUGCCGGAAACUGCAAAAGGGUUUGCUCCUCCAGUACCGAGUCAUCCGGCUGAAUCGCCAAGAUCUGGCAAUUCCCCAUUUCCUGAACCCACUCAGCCAUCUCUUCCUCCUCCAUUAGCAGCGGCUCCACCGCCAUCAGAAGGAACCGUCUCUCUGCCACCUAGUCCAAACGCUUCAGGCAAGAAGACACCGGCCCAUGAGCCUGUAGUCUCCGUUCCUGGUUCUCCAGGAUUUGGUCUUCCAGCUCCUGCAGCAAUUCCUGUGAAGGAUUUGCCCAGUAGCCCCCCAACCGUUCAGCCAGCCCCAGUUUCAGAUAGAAAUCCACCAAAUGAUCACAAGCCCCCUAUAGAAGAAGAGCCUCCUGCUCCUGUUGUUGCUUCUGAACCAAAGAUAUCGGUUGGAACCCCUCCGGCCGUCCACCCUUUAAUCCCGGGAUUAACGCCCUCUUCUUCUCCUGAUGUAGAUCAUGCUCCUCCUCCUCGUAUAAACGGUCCACCACCCAGCGGAAACCGAGAUGAUAACAGCAGAAGUCCAGUUGCCGAGCCGCCGUACGAAAUUUCCAAACCCUAUCCAGCUAUACCACAUAAAGGUUCUUCUCCUUCCAUAUCUCCAUCGGCCCCAAAGUCCGGGAAACAUUCUCGUCAUAAUGCUUCUCCGGUUUCAUCUCCUCUACCCUCAUUUCAUUGGCAUCGACAAGACAGAAAGAAGAUCACUUCUCCUUCUCCUACUCCGCCAUAUCUGAUAUCUCCAAAGCAUUCAAAGCAUCAUAAAGGGUACGCUCCUUCACCCUUCAUUCCCGGUUCUAUGGUUUCUCCUCCUCGCUCUCCGGUCUCUUCAUCAAUGCAUCGUGCCUCACCAGCUCCUGCACCUUCUCCGGGGCAAGUUUUUCCUUUCAGACCCGAAUCAAAGCCUCCGAAAGUCCCUCUCGGUCCUCCUCUUCAAGCAUUUCUUCCUCCACCUCCUAAUACAGAUUGUUUAUCGACUAUUUGCGUGGAGCCAUAUACGAAUACGCCUCCAGGGUCUCCUUGUGGUUGUGUGUCGCCUAUGCAGGUCAGAUUGCAACUCGGUGUGGCACUGUAUACAUUCUUCCCGUUGGUCUCGGAAUUCACGGGGGAGGUUGCUACUGGGGUUUUCAUGAAGCAGAGUCAAGUCCGUAUUAUGGGGGCUAAUGCGGCUAGUGAGCAACCCGAAAAAUCGAUUGUUCUCGUCGAUUUGGUCCCGCUCGGAGAAAAAUUCGAUAAUAUGACUGCAUUGCUGACUUACCAGAGAUUCUAUAGCAAAAAAGUCUAUAUAGAUCCAUCGCUCUUCGGUGAUUAUGACGUUAUUUACGUGAGUUAUCCAGGUUUACCUGCAUCUCCUCCAUUCCCGCCUUCUGGAAUGACCAUUAUAGACGAUGGGCCAUUUUCGGGUAAUGGAGGGAACGGAAGGAUAAAUAAGCCCCUCGGGGUCGAUGUUCCGAAGAAGCUGCACAGUAAAGGGCUCAACGGUGGAACAAUUGCCGUUAUCGUUCUAUCAGCAUCUGCUUUCGUCGGUUUGUGUUUCGCUGUCAUUUGGGUUUUGCUGUCCAAACGAAGGGAUCGCCCUUCGGAAAGGGUGCCACUUGCCCGAGCUUCGUUACCGUCUCUCUCGAAACCUUCAGGUUCCGCAAGAUCUCUGACUGGAAGCCGUCUUAGCUCUGCUUCGUUGUCUUUUGAGUCAAGUAUCGCUCCAUUUGCUCUCUCUGCAAAGACUUUCACUGCAAGUGAAGUAGCGAAAGCGACAAAUAACUUUGAUGAAUCUCGGGUACUCGGGGAAGGAGGUUUCGGGCGGGUGUAUAGUGGCGAUCUCGAGGACAGAACGAAAGUAGCGGUCAAAGUUCUGAAGAGGGAUGACCAGCAAGGUAGCCGAGAAUUCUUGGCCGAAGUCGAGAUGCUUAGCCGGCUUCAUCACAGGAACUUAGUGAAUCUGAUCGGUAUUUGUACCGAGGAACGCAACCGAUGCUUGGUCUAUGAACUCAUUCCGAAUGGCAGUGUGGAAUCUCAUUUGCACGGUGUUGAUAAGGAGUCUAGUCCACUUGAUUGGGAGGCCCGGUUGAAAAUAGCGUUAGGUGCAGCUCGUGGUUUGUCGUAUUUACACGAAGACUCGAGCCCUCGGGUCAUCCACAGGGACUUCAAAGCCAGCAACAUCUUGCUGGAACAUGAUUUCACGCCUAAAGUCUCGGACUUUGGCUUGGCUCGAACCGCCUUGGACGAAGAAAACAGGCAUAUCUCGACUCGUGUCAUGGGAACUUUCGGGUAUGUUGCACCGGAAUAUGCGAUGACUGGGCAUCUUCUGGUGAAGAGCGAUGUUUACAGCUAUGGAGUUGUCCUUCUCGAGCUACUAACUGGUCGAAAACCAGUGGACAUGUCUCAACCGCCGGGACAAGAAAACCUAGUUGCUUGGACCCGACAUCUCCUCACGAGCAGAGAAGGGCUCGAAGCCAUUAUAGACCCAUCUCUAGGACCCGAUAUCCCGUUCGACAGUGUGGCAAAAGUAGCGGCCAUCGCCUCGAUGUGUGUUCAACCGGAAGUAUCGCACCGUCCGUUCAUGGGCGAGGUCGUUCAGGCUCUGAAACUUGUCUGCAACGAGUGCAAUGAAGCCAAAGAGCUGAAUUCCGUAACUACGAUUUCCCAGGAUGAUCUUUCCGUCAGAACUCGGGUCGAGAGCUCGGGCUCGGGAAGGCUUGGACCUUACCCGUUAUUACCGAACUACGACUCGGAACCCGACACGGAGAGGGGAGUCUGUGUUUCGGAGAUGUUAUCGGGUUCGGGAACGACAUCGACGGGUUCGUUUCGAAGGCAUUCGAGUUCUGGGCCAUUGACGACAGGUCGGGGCAAGAAGUUUUGGCAGAGAGUGAGGAGAUUAUCAGUGGGAAGCUUGAGCGAACAUGGGACUUCACUUAUGUUACGGCCUGGUUCACUUUGAAAGACAGAGACAGAUAUGUUCUUGUCUGAUCACACGUGUUUCUGUCGGAGCAGAAGACUUGCAGAGGAAGGAAUAAGUGACUUGUACCACAAGCAAGCUGAGAAUCUCUUGCCUCCCCUAAACCGGUUGAGCUAGAAAACCGGAGAGGUCACUCUUCGGUUUGAUUAAACCAGACAAUUUUUUUUGGUCGUACAAGGUUUUCUUUUUGGUUAAAUCUCAGAACUGUGUUUAGAGGGGGGGGG
Messenger RNA from Tarenaya hassleriana, 3764 nucleotides. RefSeq names its product receptor-like serine/threonine-protein kinase ALE2. The coding region runs from base 469 to 3522 and encodes 1017 amino acids. Gene Ontology annotation, biological process: protein phosphorylation. Lineage: Eukaryota; Viridiplantae; Streptophyta; Magnoliopsida; Brassicales; Cleomaceae. The record is from RefSeq and is a predicted model, not a curated record. Gene Ontology annotation, molecular function: protein kinase activity; ATP binding. The transcript has 14 exons.